CCGGACGUGGGGCGGGAAACCCGGAAGCGGAGGCCGGCGCCUCCUCGGCGGCGGAUUCGAGGGUGUGUUUUGUCGGUAGCGGUUUCUGUGGCGCUGCAGGUGGCCCGCCAUGCCGUCGGAGGGUCGCUGCUGGGAAACUCUAAGGGCGCUGCGCAAUUCCAGCAAAGGCCGCCUGCCCUACCACCGCGAGUGGCUGGUGCACUACGAGGAUGUUUUGGAAGAAUGCACAACUCUUCCAAAACUAUCUUCUUACUCUGGAUGGGUGGUAGAUCACAUCCUACCCAACACCUCACCCCACACACAAGAGAACUCUCCUUCCUCUGAAUGUUCACCAUCCUCUGGAUCUACUUCAGGCCUGGACCAACCCUCACUCCUUAAGUCUCCUGUCAGAAGCACUCCAGAAUCCUCCUCACCUUCACCAAAUGGAACCAAGAUCACACAGGAGUGCCAGCGCACAGAACCUGUUGCGCUUCUGUCCUCCCGAGCGAUCAAAGUGGAAGGCUGCAUCCGAAUGUACGAAGUGGCACACAGACUGAGAGGGACAGAGGGCCUGAGGCAGUGGCAGGAGGAGCAGGAGAGGAAGGUGCGAGCCCUCUCAGAGAUGGCAUCUGAACAACUGAAGAGGUUUGAUGAGCUGAAGGAACUGAAGCUGCAUAAGGAAUUCCAGGACUUACAGGAAGUGAUGGAGAAGAGUACCAGAGAAGCCCUGGGCCACCAGGAGAAGCUAAAAGCUGAGCAUCGCCACAGAGCCAAGAUUCUCAACCUGAAGCUUCGAGAGGCAGAGCAACAGCGUGUGAAGCAGGCAGAGCAGGAGCAGCUUCGGAAGGAGGAAGGCCAGGUCCGUCUACGCAACCUGUACACCCUGCAAGAGGAGGUCCUUCAGCUUAACCAGCAACUGGAUGCCUCCAAUCAGCACAAGGAUCUGCUGAAUGUCGACCUGGCUGCCUUCCAGACCCGGGGCAACCAGCUGUGUAGCCUCAUCUCCGGGAUCAUUCGCACCACCUUGGAGAGUGGUUAUCCCACAGCAGAGAACCAAGCUGAGGCCGAGCGAACCGUGCAGGAAAUGCGGGACCUCCUCUCAAAUUUGGAGCAGGAGAUCACCAGAGCCUAUGAAGUCAAGAAGAAGCAGGAUGAAGAGGAGGCCCGGGUCAAGCUGCAAGAAUCAGAGGUGCAGCAGGGGCCAGGGGCUCCCACCCAACCCCCUGUGCCCAGCCCAGGCCCAGCAGGGACACAGAAUGAAGACCUGCAGGUGAAGGUACAAGACAGUACGAUGCAGUGGUAUCAGCAACUUCAGGAUGCGUCUGCCAAAUGUGUGUUGGCCUUUGAGGGCCUGACCAGCAGUAAGGACAGUCAGGCCAAAAAGAUAAAGAUGGACUUGCAGAAGGCAGCCACCAUCCCAGUGAGCCAGAUCUCUACCAUUGCAGGUUCAAAGCUGAAGGAGGUCUUUGAAAAGAUCCAUAGCCUGCUCUCUGGAAAGCCUGUUCAGUCUGGUGGGCGUUCUGUGUCUGUCACUCUUAACCCACAGGGACUGGACUUUGUCCAGUACAAACUGGCAGAGAAAUUUGUGAAACAAGGUGAGGAGGAAGUAGCCUCUCACCAUGAGGCAGCAUUCCCCAUUGCAGUGGUGGCAUCUGGUAUCUGGGAGCUCCACCCCAAAGUGGGAGACCUCAUCCUUGCUCAUCUCCACAAGAAGUGCCCCUACUCCGUUCCUUUCUACCCAGCUUUUAAGGAAGGGAUGGCUUGGGAAGACUACCAACGGAUGCUUGGCUACCAAGUGACGGGCUCGAAGGUGGAGCAACAGGACAACUUUCUGAAACGAAUGUCUGGGAUGAUCCGUCUGUAUGCUGCCAUCAUCCAGCUCCAGUGGCCCUAUGGAAACCGGCAAGAGGCUCAUCCUCAUGGCUUAAAUCAUGGCUGGCGCUGGUUGGCACAGAUCUUAAACAUGGAGCCUCUGUCGGAUGUGACAGCCACUCUCCUGUUUGACUUCUUGGAGGUGUGUGGGAACGCCCUCAUGAAGCAGUACCAGGUCCAGUUCUGGAAGAUGAUACUUCUCAUCAAAGAGGACUACUUUCCCAGAAUUGAAGCCAUCACAAGCUCAGGACAGAUGGGUUCUUUCAUACGUCUGAAGCAGUUCUUGGAGAAAUGUCUGCAACGCAGGGAGAUUCCUGUUCCCAAAGGCUUUCUGACCUCCUCCUUCUGGCGCUCCUGAUGUCCUCCGUCAUCAGUCAUCACAUCGUGUUGCAGGAGGGGCAACAAUAAGGCAACGGAGACAGCGGGUUUGGAAGAAAUCAUGUCAGAUUUAGAGCUUCGUCAGGGUGUUUUUAUAGAUCUCUGUACCAUGUGACUAAGAUUGUCAUAGUUCACAGCCUUUUGCCAGUCUCUUGUCAGAGUUGGUAGUUCCUGUAGGUGUCAUGGACAGAGCAACAGAGCUGGCCUUUCUUACUUUCAUAAGUUAUGGGAGAGGUAAGAAGGAGCAAUUGGCUGCAUCCUUUGUCUCUAGGAUCUUUCAGAAAGCUGGUGAUACUUUAUCUGUUUCCCUCUGACCUGGAGGAGCCGACCAUUUUCACUUUCACCCUCCACCCCAUCCCUUUUCAUACACAUACUUAGAAAGUCAACCUCUUAAGAUUCCCUUAAAGUAUCAUGUGAUGUUUGAGGCCAAUCUCUUCUGUGCAGCCUGGGUAUGAGGUAAAAUACUUUAUACUUUAUGGCUUGUAAACUACUUUUCUAUUCAGAGGACAUAUAUGAUGGAGGUAUGGAGUGAACCUCAGAGUGCAUCAAGUUAGCGGGUAUGUGGAUCAGGACUAGGAACAUGCAACUAUGGAGUGCUCUCCGUCUUCUUGAUCUGGAAUUUGGUCCCUGGAUAGCUGGGGAUGCUGUAUGAGAUCGGGUACCUUCUUGUUUUUCUCACAGAAAUGAAGAUGGGCUGAGAUAUGACUUGCAGUAUUAGGUGUGGGCCGAAGAUUAGCAGUGAAUGCAUUGGUCAUUAGGAGGAGCUGACUAUAUCAGAUGGAAGUUGGUAUUUGUUUUAGGAAUAGAUUGACUCUCUUUGUGUACUGCAGAGUGCCUUGUGUGGUGGGUGUUUAUUGGUUCUCUUGAAUGGCCUAAGCAUUUCAAUUGUUGACUACAGUGCCCCAAAAAGCAAUAAAGCUUGAAUUUUCAAAAAUC
This is a messenger RNA of Peromyscus californicus insignis, 3165 nucleotides long. RefSeq names its product GLE1 RNA export mediator (gene Gle1). Gene Ontology annotation, biological process: poly(A)+ mRNA export from nucleus; regulation of translational termination; regulation of translational initiation. Gene Ontology annotation, molecular function: inositol hexakisphosphate binding; phospholipid binding; translation initiation factor binding. NCBI's taxonomy places the organism in Eukaryota, Metazoa, Chordata, Mammalia, Rodentia, Cricetidae. Bases 110 to 2209 code for a protein of 699 amino acids. Gene Ontology annotation, cellular component: nuclear pore; cytoplasm; nuclear pore cytoplasmic filaments. The transcript is spliced from 15 exons. The record is from RefSeq and is a predicted model, not a curated record.